AUGGCCCAGGCGACCCCGGCCCCGGCCCCCCCCGCCCCCGCGCCCCCGCAGAAGACCAGCGACUGCUACCGCGUGGACGACGACCUGCCGGCCAGGUUCAACAACCCGGCGUGGUUUCGGGGCUACGGGACCAAGAAGGCCGUCUCGGUGUACAGGACCAGUAACGCCGCCUACGGGAGCAGAGCCCCCACGGUGCACGAGAUGCCGAAAGUAUUUUAUCCAAAUUCGAGUAAAUUUUCCAGACAACUUGCAGCUGGUGGAAUGUUCCGGAAUAAUACCCUCAACGUCUCCAUGGAGAAGAGCAUUGUGACAGGUCCCGACAACUACAUCACCCCCUACGACCGGUUCAACUUCCACCCCAGUUACAACGUCAGCAAGCCGUCCAUCUGUGAUUGGCCGGCCUCCUGACCCCGGCGGGGUGUCUGAAGCGUCACCCCCGCUCUCUCAUCACCUGCCCAGUUGUAGGACAGACUUCACUGCUUUCCCUGAAAACGUUUUUACUCUUUAGAUUAGAAAAACACGCAGACGGGGCUGUCAGGCCCUGUUUGUUCUAUAUUAUGUCUAAGAUGGAAAAGAUGCUAAUGGCUCGACUUUUCAUUAAAAAUGUUGCUACAUUCUGAA
This is a messenger RNA of Mustela lutreola (European mink), 621 nucleotides long. It is a transcript of the gene PIERCE1, whose product is annotated as piercer of microtubule wall 1. Gene Ontology annotation, biological process: axoneme assembly. NCBI's taxonomy places the organism in Eukaryota, Metazoa, Chordata, Mammalia, Carnivora, Mustelidae. The coding region runs from base 1 to 408 and encodes 135 amino acids. Gene Ontology annotation, cellular component: axonemal microtubule. The transcript is spliced from 4 exons. The record is from RefSeq and is a predicted model, not a curated record.